AUGUCUCGUCAUCCGUUGAAAUGUGACGAGCAGAGAAAUAUAGCGGAGGAAUAUGUAGCAUUCGUUUCCGCACAGGCAGUGCCAAAUGCAAUGACACUAGAUGAAGUAAAAUUAGAAUCAGUCAAAGAUAAAACUAUACAGAAAGCGAUUGAAUACGCAAAGAAUGGAAAAUGGCAUGAAAUGAAAACAGUGACAGAUUUUAAAAUCGACAUGGAAGAGCUGGUGGUACUCAGAAGCGUAAAAGAUGAAUUGACGGUUCACAAUGACACGGUCUUAUUAAGAAAUGACAAAUUAGUGAUACCGAAAACACUCCGAAAUCGUGCGAUAAAACUGGGACAUGAAGGGCACCAGGGAAUUGUUAAAACUAAAAGCUAUAUACGAUCAAAGGUAUGGUUUCCGAACAUGAAUGCAGAAAUUGAAACAGCAAUACAAAAAUGUCUAGCCUGUCAAGCCAACUCAAGGGAACCAAGACCGCGAGAACCACUGAAAAUGUCAGAUUUGCCAUCUGGACCUUGGAAAAAUAUAAGUGCAGAUUUUUGUGGACCUCUAGAAAACGGUGAUUACCUAUUGGUUGCAGUAGAUGAGUACUCGCGAUAUCCAAUAGUGGAAAUAGUAAAGAGUGUUUCAGCAAAUAUGGUCAUACCGGUUAUGGACAAAAUAAUUUCAAUGUUUGGUGUCCCCAAAGUGAUUAAAACAGAUAAUGGAUCGCCAUUUAAUAGUACGGCAUUUGCGGACUUUGCAAAAUUUUACGGUUUUAUACACAGAAAAAUCACGCCUAGGUGGCCAAGGGCUAAUGCUCAGGCAGAAGCAUUCAACAAACCGUUGAUGAAGAGUGUUAAAUCGGCAUUCAUGGAGGGAAGGAAUUACAAACAAGAACUGUUCAGAUUUCUCCGCCAGUACAGAGCUACACCGCACGUGUCAACUGGAUUUACGCCAUUUCGGCUAAUGUUCGGAAGGGAACCGGUAACGCGUAUGCCAGACAUUAAUCAACACCAAAAUGAGGACACGCGUGCAGACGAAAUAGCACGAAGAAAUGAUGAGUUAUCAAAAGCAAAAUCAAAACAAUACGAGGACCAGCGAAUGAACGCACGAGAACGAAACAUUAACGUCGGAGACAGAGUUUUACUUAGAAACGAAACACCAAGAAAGUCAAGUACAAUGUAUAAUCCAGUCCCAUAUAAAGUUAUAAACAAAAAGGGACCAAUGAUAAGUGUUCGAAAUGAUGAAGGACAUUGUGUCACCAGGAACUCAUCUGUUAUGAAAACAGUAGAUCCAGACUUAAUGGGGAAUACGCCUAAACAGCACGGGGAAAGCGAUAUUGAGGACUAUCAGGGGGAGGAACUCGCUGAAAGACAAAACACGAGUUAUGCGGCAAGGCCAGCACGAGAUAGUCGUCCGCCCGCAUAUUUAAAAGAUUUUGUAAGUUAG
Molecule: messenger RNA, 1428 nt
Organism: Ruditapes philippinarum (Manila clam)
Lineage: Eukaryota; Metazoa; Mollusca; Bivalvia; Venerida; Veneridae
Exons: 1
Coding region: 1-1428 (475 amino acids)
Biological process (GO): DNA integration
Molecular function (GO): nucleic acid binding
Source: RefSeq, a predicted model, not a curated record